UGCAUGGGUGUAGCAUGUCCAACAACGCCUACGCGGCGCCACUUGACCCGCAACUUGAAGCCGAACGUCUGCUUUUGGAGGCAACAGAAAGCAAAGGGUCGUCGUUGCCAGACAAGCAAGAAGGCACACUGGAAUCGGAUGCUGCACUCUUACGCACAGAGCCCGAGUAUCUUCGCGGCGGAAAGCUCGCUGUUGUCUUCGGCUCUUUGCUGCUCUCAGUUCUACUUGUGAACCUCGACCAGACUAUUGUAGCGACUGCAUUGCCGCGCAUCGUCUCCGUAUUCAACGCGCUCGAUCUUGCCACGUGGGUCGCCGCAGCUUAUUUCUUGACCCAAGCAGGGCUCAUGCUCUGCGUCGGGCAACUGGUCGACACGAUACCCAUCAAGACCGUCUACGUCAUUUCCAUCGUUGUCUUCGAGCUCGGGUCUGUGUUAUGUGGGGCGGCUCCGUCGAUGCGGGUGCUGAUCUUCGGCCGGGCAGUGGCUGGAUGUGGCGCUGCUGGCAUCACCAUCUGCUCCGUUGCGACUAUUGCGACUGUGCGUAACCUGGCCGGACGCUCAAACUUAGACUUCGGAACGACUGAUGACUGA
Molecule: messenger RNA, 590 nt
Organism: Phanerochaete carnosa HHB-10118-sp
Lineage: Eukaryota; Fungi; Basidiomycota; Agaricomycetes; Polyporales; Phanerochaetaceae
Exons: 6
Coding region: 15-590 (191 amino acids)
Biological process (GO): transmembrane transport
Molecular function (GO): transmembrane transporter activity
Source: RefSeq, a predicted model, not a curated record